Molecule: messenger RNA, 6252 nt
Organism: Oncorhynchus tshawytscha (Chinook salmon)
Lineage: Eukaryota; Metazoa; Chordata; Actinopteri; Salmoniformes; Salmonidae
Gene: abca3b
Product: ATP-binding cassette, sub-family A (ABC1), member 3b
Exons: 31
Coding region: 304-5424 (1706 amino acids)
Biological process (GO): transmembrane transport; lipid transport
Cellular component (GO): membrane; intracellular membrane-bounded organelle
Molecular function (GO): ABC-type transporter activity; lipid carrier activity; ATP hydrolysis activity
Source: RefSeq, a predicted model, not a curated record
UGAUUGCAUCUGUUGACGAUUGUAUCUGGAUUUGCACAAUGAAUUCGGCCUUUUACUGUGUCUGGUGCAAUGUCAUCGCCUCCCUAACUGGCGUUUACUGAGUAAAAAUACACACAUUCACAGCCUAACGAACGCAACCUCGGGUGUUAAGUCGAAAGUCAACGGAGAGGACAUGUAAAGCCAUCGUUUUAAAAAGGAGGAAUUGUAUACGCUGACUAAGGAGAACCCAUGAAGUUCACAUAUCGAACCUUUCUUUUAUAAGGUCCUGCUGUAGUUCUGGUCUGUAUCCAGUCUCCUCUCUAAAUGGCGAUAGCACGCCAGUUUGGAUUACUCUUGUGGAAGAACUACCUUCAGCAGAAGCGUCAGAUCCUGGUGACUCUAGUGGAGAUCGCCCUGCCCCUGCUCUUCUCGGGCAUCCUCAUCGUGCUGCGCGAGAACGUGCCCUUCAAGGACUAUCCCAACGCCACGCUCUACCAGAGCUUCUCUGUGGAUGGCCUGCAGUACCCACUGGACAACUACCAUCACUACCAGUUGGCCUACGUGCCGGGCAAUGCCAGUGUGGUGCGGCGGGUGGCGGAGGACGUGCAGCGCAGCCUGGCACCCGUCAUCAGUUCAGUGCAUGGGUUUGAGACAGAGGAGCAGUUUGAGGACUUUGUGAGGAAGGACCCUCAGUCUCGGAAGGUUCUGGCUGCUGUGGUGUUUGAGCACUCCUUCACUCACGAUGAUGAGCCACUGCCCCAACAGGUCAGCUACCACCUGCGGUUCAGCUUUAGUCCCCGUAAUGCCCCGGCCAAGGAGAAGUCUGAGCUAAACAUCAACAAUGACUUUGACUGGCACACCCUCAACUUGUUCCCCCUCUUCCAACUGCCCGGGCCCAGGGAGCAGUACGACCUCCAGGGGGGCACGCCUGGUUACUUCCGCGAGGGCUUCCUGGCAGUGCAGCAUGCGGUCAACAAGGCCAUCAUGCGUUCCUAUAACAGCACAGGAGCAGCCUGGCUCCUCUCCCACACCCGGGUGGUCCUCCGCCGAUUCCCCUUCCCGCCGUUCAUCUACGACGUGUUCAUCCUGGCCAUCCAGAACCAGCUGCCCCUCCUCCUGGUGCUGAGCCUCACCUAUACCUCUCUGAACAUCGUGAGGGCCGUGGUGCAGGAGAAGGAGAGGAAGCUCAAGGAGUACAUGCGGAUGAUGGGCCUCAGUAACUGGCUGCACUGGACGGCCUGGUUCCUCAUGUUCUUCCUCUUCCUCGCCAUCUCCAUGUUCUUCGUCACGCUGCUCUUCUGCAUCAAGGUGAGCCCUAAUGGAGCUGUGUUGACCUAUAGUGACCCCACCCUGGUCUUUGUCUUCCUGCUUGUCUUUGCCGUGGCAACCAUCAACUUCAGCUUCAUGAUCAGUGCCUUCUUCUCAAGAGCCAAUGUGGCGGCUGCGGCGGGCGGCUUCAUCUACUUCCUGUCCUACCUGCCGUACGUGUUCCUAUGGCCUCGCUACGACCUGCUUAGCCACGCCCAGAAGGUGUCUGCCUGCCUCAUCUCCAAUGUGGCCAUGGCCAUGGGAGCGCAGCUACUAGGCAUGUUUGAGGGCAAAGGCACGGGGAUCCAGUGGUGUAACCUGUUUGAGUCGGUGACGGUUGACGAUGACUUCUCCCUGGCCCAGGUGCUGGGGCUGCUGCUGCUGGAUGCCCUGCUCUAUGGCCUGGUGGCCUGGUACGUGGAGGCUGUGUUCCCAGGGGAGUACGGAGUCCCUCUGCCCUGCUACUUCUUCCUACUGCCGUCCUACUGGUGCAGCAGCCCCCGCAUGGCCAUGGUGAAGGAAGAGGAAGACGUGGAGAAGGCUCUGAAGGGAGAGUUCAUCGAGGAGGAGCCAGCCGGACUGGUCUCAGGAGUCAAGAUCAAACACCUGAACAAGGAGUUCAAAGUGGGUAACAAGACGCGGCAGGCUGUCAAGGAUCUGACAGUGAACAUGUUCGAGGGCCAGAUCACAGUUCUGCUGGGGCACAACGGAGCCGGGAAGACCACCACACUGUCCAUGCUGACAGGUCUGUUUCCUCCCAGCAGUGGCAGGGCCUACCUUAACGGCUAUGACAUCUGUCAGGACAUGGCUCUGAUUCGCCACAGCCUGGGCCUGUGUCCGCAGCACGACGUGCUCUUUGACAACCUCACUGUCCGGGAGCACCUGCUAUUCUACACACAGCUGAAGGGGUAUUCUCAGGAGAAGAUUCCAGCUGAGGUGGACCGGAUCAUCAGGAUUCUGAACCUGGAGGACAAGCGACAUUCCCACUCCAAGACCCUGUCAGGUGGGAUGAAGAGGAAACUGUCCAUUGGCAUCGGCCUCAUCGGAGACUCCAAGGUGGUGAUGUUGGAUGAGCCCACAUCGGGCAUGGACCCGUCGGCGAGGCGGGCCACCUGGGACCUGCUCCAGGGCGAGAAGCGCGGGCGCACCAUCCUGCUGACUACGCACUUCAUGGACGAGGCCGACCUGCUGGGGGACCGUAUAGUCAUCAUGGCUGGGGGAGAGCUGCAGUGCUGCGGCUCUCCUCUGUUUCUCAAGAACAAAUACGGUGCUGGCUACCACAUGGUGAUCGUGAAGGAUGCGCUGUGCAACGUGUCUGAGAUCACACGGCUGGUCCACAUGUACGUUCCCAAUGCCACGCUGGAGAGCAGUGCUGGUGCUGAGCUCUCAUACAUUCUGCCCAAAGAGAGCACCAACCGGUUUGAGCUGCUGUUUGCAGAGCUGGAGAUGAACAGAGAGGAGCUGGGCAUCGCCAGCUAUGGAGCCUCUGUCACCACCAUGGAGGAGGUCUUCCUCAGAGUGGGGAAGCUGGUGGAUUCUAGCCUGGACAUCCAGGCCAUCCAGCUUCCUCCGCUGCAGUACCAACACGAGAGACGCUCCCACGACUGGACCAUGGACGACACCAGCAGCUAUAGCGGCAUGACGGACGUCACCGACUUCACUGACAGCGGCACGCUCAUCUCUGAGGACUGCUCCAACAUCAAGCUCAACACCGGGGCCAGACUGUACAUGCAGCAGUUCUAUGCCAUGUUCCUGAAGCGGGCGCUCUAUAGCUGGAGGAACUGGAAGGUGAUUGUGGCCCAGUUCCUGGUGCCCCUGGUGUUCACCGUGCUGGCCCUGGUGGUGGCAAAGACCUUCCCCGGGCGUCACGACUCACCGCAGCUGAGGCUGGCACUGGGCCGCUACGGCCCCACCACCGUGCCCGUGGCCCUGGAGCCCGGCAAGGGACCGCUGGCAAUCGCCCUGGCACAGGUGUAUUCUUCACAAUUGGCCGCCCAGCAAGCCCAGGACGUCAAUAUUAGGGACUUCACGGAGUACGUGCUCACCAAGACCGAGGAGGAGGGCGGGGCAUUCAACGAGCGCUGCGUGGUGGGUGCAUCAUUCAGAGGCGGCACGGGGAAGUUUGCCGAGGUCACGGCCUACUUCAAUAACCAGGGCUACCACACGGCCGCUACAGCCCUGAUGAUGGUGGACAACACCCUGUUCAAAAUGCUGGCCGGGCCCAACGCAUCGAUUAUGACUGGAAACAUGCCCAUGCCCCGCAACGUCUCCGAGAGCGCCCAGAGUCAGCUGACAGAAGGUCAGACGGGCUUUGCCAUCGCCAUCAACCUGAUGUAUGGCAUGGCAUCCCUGUCCAGUACCUUCGCCCUGCUCCUGGUCACAGAGCGUUCACUCAAGUCCAAGCACGUACAGCAGGUCAGCGGCGUCUACCUCUCCAACUUCUGGUUCUCUGCACUGCUCUGGGACCUGGUCAACUUCUUCCUGCCCUGCAUGCUCAUGCUGGUGGUGUUCCGGGCGUUUGGGGUCAAGGCCUUCGUAGCAGACAACCACCUGGUUGACGUGUUAUUACUCCUGCUGCUAUAUGGCUGGGCCGUCAUCCCCCUCAUGUACCUGCUCAGCUUCCUGUUCUCCACCGCUGCCACCGCCUACACCCGCCUCACCAUCUUCAACAUCAUCAGCGGCACCGCCACCUUCCUCACCGUCACCAUCAUGACCAUCCCAGAGCUAUAUCUACAGGACCUGUCUCGUAACCUGGACAAGGUGUUCCUGCUCUUCCCUAACUACUGCCUGGGCAUGUCCUUCAGCCAGUUCUACCAGAACUACCAGUUCAUCACCUUCUGCACCCCCAACCCCGUGACCAUGGCCUUCUGCCGUGCCUUCAACAUCACGUACCAGGAGAACUACUUCUCCAUGUCGGAGCCGGGGGUGGGGCGUUUCCUGGUGGCCCUGUCCCUGCAGGGUGUAGUCUUCAUCACCCUCCUCUUCAUCAUCGAGAUGCAGUGUGUCAAAACCCUCCGCCGCUUCCUCACCCACCUCGCCAGCAGACGUAAACAGUUGCCUCUGAUGGGGGAUGCGGCCCUACUGCCGGAGGACAGGGACGUAGCGGAGGAGAGGAAGAGGGUUCUGGAGUGUCAGCCCAUAGUAGAAUCUAUGGUGGGGAGCCCACUCAUUCUGCAGGACCUCAGCAAGGUAUACAGCAGUGGAGAAACAGUACUGGCGGUAGACAGACUCUCUCUAGCAGUGGGGAAAGGAGAGUGUUUUGGCCUGCUGGGUUUCAAUGGAGCAGGGAAGACCACCACCUUCAAGAUGCUCACCGGGGACGAGACUGUCACCUCUGGCGAUGCCUACAUUGACGGCUACAGCAUUCUGAGGGAUGUCAAGAAGGUACAGCAGCGGAUUGGCUAUUGCCCGCAGUUCGAUGCUGUCCUGGAUCACAUGACAGGAAGAGAAACGCUGAGCAUGUAUGCUAGGCUCCGGGGGAUACCAGAGAAAUACGUGUCAGGCUGCGUGGAGAACGUGCUACGGUCCUUACUACUGGAGCCCCAUGCUGACAAACUGUGCCGCAGCUACAGUGGGGGCAAUAAGAGGAAGCUGAGUGCAGCUGUGGCUCUGAUUGGUGGACCCCCGGUCAUCUUCCUGGAUGAGCCAUCCACUGGCAUGGACCCGGUUGCUAGGCGACUGCUGUGGGACGCUGUGACGCGCACCCGGGAGUCUGGAAAGGCCAUCAUCAUCACCUCUCACAGUAUGGAGGAAUGCGAGGCCCUGUGUACCCGGCUGGCGGUGAUGGUGAACGGUCAGUUUAAGUGUCUGGGCAGUCCCCAGCACCUGAAGAGUAAGUUUGGCAGCGGCUACACACUACUGGCUAAAGUACGAGUGCACAAGGAGGUGGAGGAUAGCGACCUGCAACUCUUCAAGGACUUCAUCGAGAGCACCUUCCCAGGAAGUCUACUAACAGAUGAACACCAGGGCAUGGUGCACUACCACUUAACUGACAAGACUCUUACCUGGGCACAGGUGUUUGGCACCCUGGAGGCAGCCAAAGAGAAGUACAACAUCGACGACUACGCUGUGAGCCAGAUCUCCUUGGAACAGGUGUUCCUCAGCUUCGCCCAGUUCCAGCACUGCAGCAGGAAAUAGAUACAGCGAGGAGGAAGAAGAGGGGAGCUCCAUCUCUCUGUUUCUCUCUCUGUCUGUCCAUCUGUCCUGUGUAUCUCUCCACUCUGUGUGGCUGACCUGUGUACAUGGGCUCGACUAUGUGACGCGCCACUGAGCUAUGAUCAGGUCUUGAUCUACAUACACACAGACAGACACUGUGCAGUGAUGGAGCAGAGUUUGAAUCCCUGGACACCCGGUCUUCAACGUGGCCGUGUUACCCCAGCUCCCUCUAACCCCGCUGGGCUUGGACCGCCAACCAGACUGGACCUGUUGAUCCAAGCCUGGGUCUUAACCAUCAACCACUCCUUUCUCUUCUGUUCAAUCAGUUUGUGUGUUGGACAUUUAGGUCAGUACAGAGGCACGGUUAGGGUUAGGGAGUUCUGUUUAGGGGGGGGGGGUCUGCUGUACGACCAAGUAAGGAACCUUAGAUGUUACCCCUUUUUUGUCUUUGAUGUUUAAGACCAUGUAUACAACUGGAUACCACUGGAUAUGAUGGUCUACUCUGUAUAAUACAACUCAGCCUUGUGAAUGUGUGACAGGCAGGGUUGUGAAUGUGUGACAGGCAGGGUUGUGAAUGUGUGACAGGCAGGGUUGUGAAUGUGUGACAGGCAGGGUUGUGAAUGUGUGACAGGCAGGGUUGUGAAUGUGUGAUGUGUGACAGGCAGGGUUGUGAAUGUGUGACAGGCAGGGUUGUGAAUGUGUGACAGGCAGGGUUGUGAAUGUGUGACAGGCAGGGUUGUGAAUGUGUGACAGGCAGGGUUGUGAAUGUGUGACAGGCAGGGUUGUGAAUGUGUGACAGGCAGGGUUGGU